CUAUGUCGCGAGCUCGGCCGGCAUUAGCCAUGGCGGCGGAGGCGGAGGCGGCGCUCCUGCUGCUGCUGCUCCUGUGCGCGGCGGCGUUCGUGGAGCGCGGCGCGGCGCUGCACCUCUGCACGGACCGGCUGUUCAACGACACGAAGGGGCGGCACGACGACGGCCUGCCGCACCUGACCCCGACGGAGGAGGCCACGUGGAUGUCCCUCCUCCCGCGCAGGCUCCGCGGCGGCGGCCGGGCCGAGUUCGACUGGCUGGCGCUGUACCGCAGCCUGACGCGCGGCGACGGGCCGGACGGUGGCGCCGGCAAGGCCGCGGGCCCCGAGGGGCUGCUGUCGCCGGCGUCCCUGCACGACGUCCGCCUCCACGGCGACGGCAGCCUCUCCUCCAUGUACUGGCGGGCGCAGCAGACCAACCUCGAGUACCUGCUCUACCUCGACCCCGACCGCCUCACCUGGACCUUCCGCCAGCAGGCUGGCCUGCCUACCGUCGGGGACCCCUACGGCGGCUGGGAGGCGCCGGACGGGCAGCUCCGCGGCCAUUUCGUAGGGCACUACCUGAGCGCGAGCGCGCACGCGUGGGCGGCCACGCACAACGGCACCCUGAGGGAGAGGAUGGCGAGGGUGGUGGACAUUCUCCACGCCUGCCAGAAGAAGAUGGGCACGGGGUACCUCUCGGCGUACCCCGAGACCAUGUUCGACCUGUACGAGCAGCUGGACGAGGCGUGGUCGCCAUACUACACCACCCACAAGAUCAUGCAGGGACUCCUCGACCAGUACACGCUGGCCAGCAACGAGAAAGGCCUUGACGUGGUGCUGCGGAUGGCCGACUACUUCAGCAACCGCGUGAAGAACCUGGUGCAGAUCCACACUAUCCAGAGGCACUGGGAGGCGAUGAACGAGGAGACCGGCGGCUUCAACGACGUCAUGUAUCAGCUGUACACUAUAACGAGAGAUCAGAAACACCUGACGAUGGCUCAUCUUUUCGACAAGCCAUGCUUCCUCGGACCACUUGGUCUCCAUAAAGACGACAUCUCGGGCUUGCAUGUGAACACGCAUCUCCCCGUCCUCGUUGGUGCGCAGAAGAGAUACGAGGUCGUUGGCGAUCGUCUCUACAAGGACAUCUCGACUUACUUGUUUGAUGUGGUGAAUUCUUCUCACACUUUCGCAACCGGAGGCACAUCUACCAUGGAACACUGGCAUGACCCAAAGAGGCUGGUGGACGAGAUCAAGAUCAGCUCGAACGAGGAGACCUGCGCCACCUACAACUUCCUCAAGGUGUCGCGGAACCUGUUCCGGUGGACGAAGGAGGCCAAGUACGCGGACCACUACGAGAGGCUGCUCAUCAACGGGAUCAUGGGCAACCAGAGGGGGACGCAGCCCGGGGUCAUGCUCUACUUCCUUCCCAUGGGGCCUGGGCGGUCCAAGAGCGUCAGUGGCCAGUCACCGUCUGGCCUCCCGCCCAAGAACCCAGGGGGGUGGGGAGGUCCCAACGACACGUUCUGGUGCUGCUAUGGCACGGGGAUAGAGUCGUUCUCAAAGCUAGGGGACUCCAUAUACUUCCUGGAGGAAGGUGACACCCCUGGGCUCUACAUCAUCCAGUACAUACCGAGCACCUUCGACUGGAAAGCCACGGGCCUCACUGUCAACCAGCGGGCGAAACCUCUGCUGUCAACGGACCCCUUCUUCAAAGUUUCGCUCACCAUUUCUGCAAAGAGAGGUGCCCGACAAGCGAAGGUGAGUGUCCGGAUCCCAUCGUGGACGACAACCGAUGGCGCAACGGCGAUCCUGAACGGCCAGAAGCUCAACCUGACACCCACUGGCAACUCGACUAAUGGUGGUUUCCUGACGAUUACCAAGCUCUGGGCCAAUGACACCUUGACCCUCCAUUUCCCCAUUACCCUUAGAACUGAGGCAAUCAAGGAUGACCGGCCGGAGUACGCGUCCAUCCAAGCGGUGCUGUUCGGACCGCACCUCCUCGCCGGCCUGACACACGGCAAGCUGCCAGUGACAGACAGCAGCCACUCCAACGACGGCCUGACCGCAGGCAUCUGGGAAGUGGACGCCACAGGCGCCGCCUCCGUCGCCGGCUGGGUCACCCCGCUCCACUCCGAGACGCUCAACUCACAGCUCGUCACCCUGAAACAGAGCAUUGGCGGGCGCACCCUCGUCUUGUCGGUGUCCAUCGCUGACGCGAAGCUGGAGAUGCAGGAGCAGCCCGCCCCCGGGACCGACGCGUGCGUGCACGCCACGUUCCGCGCCUACGGCCAGGCGGGCGGCAGCAGCCAGCUGCUGCGAGGGCCCAACGUGACGAUCGAGCCGUUCGACAGACCGGGCAUGGCGGUCACCAACGGCCUCGCCGUCGGCUGCCGUGGAGGCCGCGACACGCUCUUCAACGCCGUGCCGGGGCUGGACGGCGCGCCGGGCUCCGUGUCCCUGGAGCUUGCCACCAGGCCGGGGUGGUUCGUGGCGACGGCCCCCACAGCGAUGCACGCGAACGCCACCACGCAGGUCGUCUGCCGAGCCAACAAGGGCGGCGCGGCGUUCCGGCGAGCGGCGAGCUUCGCGCGCGCGCCGCCGCUGAGGCGUUACCACCCGCUGAGCUUCGCGGCGCGCGGGACGGCGCGGAACUUCCUGCUGGAGCCGCUGCGGAGCCUGCAGGAUGAGUUCUACACCGUCUAUUUUAGCCUCGUCUCCGACGGCGAGAGCUGAUUGAUCGGUGUGCUCCUGAACGAACGCUCCGCUAGUUUCGCUGUGCAAUGAGCCAUUGACGCUCUGUAUCCCCCAUGAACUAUGUGCAAUUUGGAGUGGAGUAAAAAUGUAUGGCGCUAGUUCCAUGAAUCCAUCAAAAUUCCCUUACCGUUAAUAGCUU
Molecule: messenger RNA, 2871 nt
Organism: Zea mays
Lineage: Eukaryota; Viridiplantae; Streptophyta; Magnoliopsida; Poales; Poaceae
Exons: 12
Coding region: 3-2711 (902 amino acids)
Biological process (GO): L-arabinose metabolic process
Molecular function (GO): alpha-L-arabinofuranosidase activity
Source: RefSeq, marked predicted